AUAACCCUGGCCCUGAAUCAACUGUUUCCGACCGCACGAGCUACUGUGAACAGUCAAAGUAUGUCUAAAAUGGCCCAUCUAGUAGCGAUACUCCUCAUUGUGACGACUGCACUUCAUGUGGUUCAACCCCAGGCGGUGGGCACGGAUUGUAAUGGAAAGACCUUCCUCUGUUUGGACACCCAAAGUUUCCAAACCUGCUCGCAAUCCUCCAGUGGUCAAACUCAAACCUUUGACACAACAGUUAACGCAUGUCCAGUCAAUCAACUCUGUAGCAAUGCAGACUCAAGUGCCUGCAGCUCAUCGACAACUACCCAAGCCGGUACUACGACGUCAACGACUGCACAACCUUCCACAACAUCCCAGCCAAUGACCACCACUACGGAAAGCCCAUUUACAUGUGAAAAAUCUGGUCGAUUUCCACACGAAUCCGAGUGUCACGAGUUCUACCUCUGCCUGUGGUAUCCGUUUGGUAUCGUUAAAAUUGAAAGCACCUGCCUGUUCGGAAUGGUCUUCGAUCCGACGACGCAAAGAUGUGCCCAGGAUCAGACCAAAUGUCAACUGCAGCAGCCGUCAUUUACCUGCACAUCGGCCGGAAAAUUUCCGGAUCCCUCGGAUUCGACCAGAUACUUCCUGUGUCGCUGGAAUGGAACGCGAUACGAACUGUUGAAGAAGACCUGUUGGCUAGGUUUUACGUUCAAUGCAGACCAGUCUAAAUGUAAUGGAUUUAUCGGGUUUUAAAGUCUUGAAAAAGAAACUACACCCAAUUUGCUGACGAUAAUAAAUAAAAUUGCUAUAUUCGGCUAUAUUUGGAAACGGUGAUCACAUUGCGUAGAUAUUUUAAAACUUAAU
This is a messenger RNA of Ochlerotatus camptorhynchus, 849 nucleotides long. RefSeq lists its product as uncharacterized. The record is from RefSeq and is a predicted model, not a curated record. Gene Ontology annotation, molecular function: chitin binding. NCBI's taxonomy places the organism in Eukaryota, Metazoa, Arthropoda, Insecta, Diptera, Culicidae. The coding region runs from base 61 to 738 and encodes 225 amino acids. The transcript is spliced from 2 exons. Gene Ontology annotation, cellular component: extracellular region.